This is a messenger RNA of Ceutorhynchus assimilis (cabbage seed weevil), 1580 nucleotides long. Lineage: Eukaryota; Metazoa; Arthropoda; Insecta; Coleoptera; Curculionidae. The record is from the annotation of a GenBank genome assembly.
CAUACAACAAGCAUCCCUCUCGCCGUGAAUUCUACUCCCGAUGAAUCUGUUUACACGCGACUGGUUUUUCGCGAACUUUGUUUUAUAUUUUUCUUGUAAUAUAUCCUAUGCUGCUGUGGAUUUUUUGGGAGCAGAAGUUCCAAAGUUCACCACUCCUGUUGCAAACAUUACAGUUGCGUUAGGCAGGGAAGCAGUUUUUGAAUGUGGAAUUGACAAUUUGUCAAUUUUUAAGGUUGCCUGGCUCCGUGUGGAUACCCAAACUCUUCUCACCAUACACAAUCACGUGAUAACAAAAAAUCAUCGAAUAGCAGUGACUCACGCGGAGCAUCGUAACUGGUACCUUCACAUACGUGAUGUCAGGAGGUCGGAUGAAGGGUGGUAUAUGUGUCAAAUUAACACUGAUCCAAUGAAAAGCCAAGUAGGAUAUUUAAACGUAGUAGUUCCGCCUGAUAUCUUAGAUUACCCUACAAGUUCUGACAUGGUCAUACGAGAAGGGUCAAAUGUAAGUUUACAGUGCACCGCCACUGGAUCUCCCGAGCCUUCUAUAACAUGGAGACGAGAGAAUGGUGAGCUAAUAUCGUCGACCGGUAAUGCCGAAGUGUCAUACCUUAAUGGUGCUGUUCUCAACAUAAGCAAAGUAAAUCGAUUACAAAUGGGUCCGUAUUUAUGUAUUGCUUCCAAUGGAGUCCCACCAUCAGUAAGCAAAAGAAUUAUGUUAAUUGUACAUUUUCCUCCAAUGAUUUGGAUUCAAAAUCAACUUGUUGGCGCAAUGGAGGGACAAAUGAUAAGUUUGGAAUGCCAUUCAGAAGCAUUUCCCAAGUCUAUCAACUAUUGGACCAGGGAUGAUAGUCGAAUUAUUAGUUCCCAAGGUACAAAAUACGACCCAAUUUUUGUAGACAAUACCUACAAAGUUCAUAUGAAGCUAACAAUACGCAAUGUAACGUCUAACGAUUAUGGAUCCUAUAGGUGCAUUGCAAAAAAUUCUUUAGGGGAAACUGAUGGAACAAUAAAGCUUUAUCAAAUAACUUCUCCAGUAAGUCUUUCGGCGUCUAAAACUACGCAGCCUAGUCCUAAAGGGAUAAAAAACAUAAGGAAGUUUGUAAGAGAAAAUGCUGAUCAUAACACAUCAAGUUAUGAAGAAGCUGAAAUUUCGAGUCGCAUGAAAAUGAAUAAUGAGGAUUUUUCUGCGAGUAACAUGAUAAUCGACAAUAAAGGAAUCAAUGACGAGGAUCAACAAGUGGAAUAUUCCAAUGCAAUUAAUUUUAAGAACCGCUAUAUUGUAUAUUUUGUGAUAUUAUUCCUAUUUAUAUGAGGCCUCUAUUGGAACUGAUAUUAAAAAUUAAACUGCUUAAAACCACAUAAAUUUUGUCACUCUGAUAGAUUUGUGUCCUACCUACUACAGCGUGUCUACAUUACCUUCCUUUUAAGAUUUUUAUUUCUUAAUCGAUUUUAUUUAACUUUUUUUUUCUUAAGAAUGCAUUCAAAUCUUAAUCUGGGUUAUCUGGACACACUGUGUAAUAAUUUCAAGCGAAAGUUGAGCUUACUGUAAAAAAAUAAAUAUUUUUUUCAACUGAUCUUGA